GUCUUUGUCGCGCAGCUGCUGCUCUCGGGCGAGGGGGACCGGCUGAUCGCGGUGCAGUCGCUGAUCGGCGCCAUCGGGAUGACGGCCUUCACCUACUUCCUGCCGUACGUGCUGCUCAUCGCGCUGGCGCCCGUCCCCCUCGGCGCGGGGCGGCUCGCCUGGAUGACGCUCAACAUCGCCGCCGGGCUGAUCGUGAUGUUUGCCGGCCUCGCCUCCUCGGUCGAGGAGCUGUACUCCUCCUCCUCGGGCUUCUUCGACGGCGAGUGCAGGCUCGAGUACACGUACUCGCCCGAGUCGCCCGACGACCCGUGCUUCCUCUCGGGGCUGCCUCAUGAGGCGGGGAGAUGA
This is a messenger RNA of Emiliania huxleyi CCMP1516, 348 nucleotides long. RefSeq lists its product as hypothetical. NCBI's taxonomy places the organism in Eukaryota, Haptophyta, Isochrysidales, Noelaerhabdaceae. The annotation marks the transcript as partial. The transcript has a single exon. The record is from RefSeq and is a predicted model, not a curated record.